AUGAAGCUCCAGGAUACUCGAAUUACGCCGUCCAAGAUCCAGGUCUUGGACACCCACGCCGCUUUGGCCUUUGCUGGCCUGAAUGCCGAUGCACGAAUCCUCGUCGACAAGGCCCGAUUAGAAGCUCAGUCCCAUCGUCUGUCCGUGGAGGAUCCCGUCACCAUCGACUACAUCACCAAAUAUGUUGCAGGAGUGCAGCAGCGAUACACCCAGGCCGGUGGUGUACGACCAUUCGGCAUCAGCACGCUUGUUGUUGGCUUUGACCCCGGCAGCAAGGUCCCCAGACUGUAUCAGACUGAGAAGGCGAACGCCAUCGGCCGAUCGAGCAAGACGGUGCGUGAGUUCCUCGAGCGCAACUACAAGGAGGAUAUGGAUCGUGAGGCUACUAUCCGGCUGGCUAUUAAGUCUCUUCUCGAGGUGGUGCAAACUGGUGCAAAGAACAUCGAAAUUGCGCUCAUGGCCCCUGGUGCUGCCAUGGAGAUCCUGCCGACUGACGAGAUUGAGGGGUACGUCAAGGAGAUUGAGCAGGAGAAGCAAGAAGAGGCUGCCAAGAAGAAGACUGGACGGACACCCGGAACAGGCAGUGCAGCAAUCCUCACGAGAGGCCAGGACGAUUCUGCUGCUGAAUAA
Messenger RNA from Pochonia chlamydosporia 170, 630 nucleotides. Its product is annotated as proteasome subunit alpha type-7. The transcript has 2 exons. NCBI's taxonomy places the organism in Eukaryota, Fungi, Ascomycota, Sordariomycetes, Hypocreales, Clavicipitaceae. The record is from RefSeq and is a predicted model, not a curated record. Bases 1 to 630 code for a protein of 209 amino acids. Gene Ontology annotation, cellular component: proteasome core complex, alpha-subunit complex; nucleus; proteasome core complex.